Molecule: messenger RNA, 1518 nt
Organism: Cyphellophora europaea CBS 101466
Lineage: Eukaryota; Fungi; Ascomycota; Eurotiomycetes; Chaetothyriales; Cyphellophoraceae
Exons: 1
Coding region: 1-1518 (505 amino acids)
Molecular function (GO): aldehyde dehydrogenase (NAD+) activity
Source: RefSeq, a predicted model, not a curated record
AUGACCUCUUUUCCUGACCGCUACACAUUUCACUCCGGCAGUCCCCAACGGUCGGGCUCUGGCAGCAAUACCUUCCAAUCCAUCGACCCAUCUACCGCACAGCCCACCUGUACCAUCCACGCUUCUUCCCCACAAGACAUCGACGCUGCUAUUAGUUCCGCCGCUGCAGCCUUUCCCUCCUGGUCCAGCACGCCUCCAAUAGAGCGCUCGCGUGUUCUCUUGCGAGCAGUCGCUUUAUUGCGCGCCCGUAAUGACGAGCUCGCCCGCGUCGAGACUCUUGAUACAGGCAAGCCUUUCUCGGAGACCUCGACGGUCGACGUUGUCACCGGCGCUGAUGUCCUCGAGUACUAUGCCAACCUGAUAGCUUCUGGCGGCCUGAAUGGGGAGAGCUUCCGGCUGAGAGACAGUGCGUGGGUCUACACGGCCAAGGAGGCACUGGGUGUAUGCGCGGGCAUCGGUGCUUGGAACUAUCCCAUUCAGAUUGCUCUCUGGAAGAGCGCGCCAUGCUUGGCAGCGGGUAACGCCAUGGUCUACAAGCCGAGUGAGGUGACGCCGUUGCAUGCUCAAUUCCUGGCGGAGAUCUAUCGCGAGGCCGGUUUGCCGGACGGCGUCUUCAACGUGGUAUAUGGCGCCGGAGACGUGGGUGCGUAUCUAACAAAGCAUGAGAUUGUACAGAAGGUAAGCUUUACUGGGCAAGUCAGCACGGGAAAAAAGGUCGCGGGCAGUGCAGCAGGCGAGAUGAAAUACGUGACCAUGGAGCUAGGAGGGAAAUCCCCGGUCAUUGUAUUGGAUGAUUGCAAAGUUGAGAAUGCUGUGGAUGGGGCGAUGAUGGCCAACUUCUUCUCGACAGGCCAGGUGUGCACCAAUGGCACGAGGGUCUUUGUUCCGCGCUCGAUGAAAGCCAGUUUCGAGAAAACAUUGCUCAAGAAAAUGGAGUACAUCCGCGUCGGCGACCUUGCGGGCGAGAACACCAACUUUGGUCCUCUGGUCAGCAAGGCGCACUACGAAAAGGUUAAAAGCUACGUCCAGCACGGCAUCGACAAGGAUAAGGCGACUCUGAUCAAAGGCGGUGUCGGCAAGCCCGCAAAUCUCCCAUCCCAAUACGCCAACGGCUACUGGCUUGAGCCCACAGUAUUCACAGACUGCAAGGACAACAUGAAAAUUGUGCAAGAGGAGAUCUUUGGUCCCGUCAUGACCAUCCUGUAUUACGACACGGUCGACGAGGCGGUGAAGCGGGCGAACAAGACCGAGCUCGGCCUCGCGGCGGGCGUCUUUGGAAAGGACAUCAGCAAGUGCCACGAUGUGAUCAGGAGGUUGCAGGCGGGCAUCACCUGGGUGAAUACGUGGGGAGAAUCGCCAGCCGAGAUGUCGGUUGGUGGGUGGAAGCUGAGUGGUGUGGGUGUUGAGAACGGACGGAAAGGACUCGAGAACUGGGUACAGAAUAAGAGCACGUUGGUCGAGAUGGGCGGGGAGGUGCCCACUGUGUUCGCCAAGCUGGAGAAGGAGUCAAAGUUGUAG